Spirometra erinaceieuropaei is the source of this 11142-nucleotide messenger RNA. The record is from the annotation of a GenBank genome assembly. NCBI's taxonomy places the organism in Eukaryota, Metazoa, Platyhelminthes, Cestoda, Diphyllobothriidea, Diphyllobothriidae.
AUGCCAGCAGACAUCUCAGACGCAGGGCCAAUCGUUAUAGACACUGGCACUCAUCAAUGGAGGGCGGGUUUCGCAACCGACGAAAGUCCGAAGUGCGUCAUUCAACCCUCCUCAGAGCACGUUGAGGAUGUGAGUCUGCUUCUAGAAUACAUUUAAUAAAGUAACUUUAAUGUUUAUGGUUCGCAUCGAUAAUUUUUAAAAGACUAUAAUUGCCUCCCUCUAGAUAAAACAUCACGAGUCAUCAGUAAAUUAAAGUGCAGUAGGUAGUUACGUAAAGUAAACCAAUCAUUUUAACAACAUGAUGCACUUUGAAUGUCAUUUCGUACUUAGCUGUCUGCUUUUGUGUGGUGAUCCGUAGUUUAAUGAAUAAAAUGACGUUCUGUUGAAAGUUGAGAGGUGAAAUUCUGGUGUCAAAUAAUGGAAGUUACAAAUUUUACAAAACACGAUAAACCGCAGGGACUCAUGUUUUUUCCUGUAUGCUCUAGGGAUGUAAGAGGCUAAUCAUAAUUUCCAUUACCCUUUUGGUAAUAUAAAGAUUUGUAGCGGAUCUUUUUCAUUUACCUGUUUUCGUUGUUUUUUGGAAAAAAACACCAUUAAGACGAAAGCAUGCAAGAAUGUCUUUCACAUCUAUCGGUCGUAGGUAGGACGAGAAUUCGAAAAAGAGGACGCCGGAGCCAUAGCAUUAGCCUUGCAUUUUACGUUUCCAAGCUUAGUCUAUUCACAUACGGCAACUUGCAGGAUAUCCAGUUAGGCCUAAAAUAUGAACUGAUCAAGUGUCUUCUGCAAGGCUUGCCGUCGAAGGAGAUAAAGUAGUAUUACUGCUCAAACACAGUUUGAAAAUUUUUUGAAGUGCAGGAUAGAAUAUACUCGCCGGAGGUUACGUAGCUUUCCCGAUAGAAAAGAUUUGGACUUUUUGGUUUCACAAAGGAUAUAUACAAACUAAUCACCUCAACAAUAUUCGGAAAAUGGGUGAUUUUACUUGAACGUUGAUUUGUUCUUUAUUCUAGUGCUAGCUAAAAGCUCAAACACGUUUUGUCGGCGUUGUGCCUAUGUGUGACGCAGUUGAGAGGCCUCCUGCCUAUCGGCGAGUCUCUCACCCUUACCAUCAUGGUUCCUUGAUAUUUUCCUGUGCUUAAUAUUAGGCCUUUUGGUGUUUAUUAAAUCAGCGCAUGCACUUAGAAAGAUCAUUCGACACAAACCUUUUUGGGUUAGAUCAAGGGAUUUUCUAAAAUUUCGUUUGACUUUUUUGUGGAAACUAAAUGUUUACUUAUGGUUUUAUCUGGUUUUCUAAGUAGUGAAGGUGAGCCCUAAAGUUGGAUACACGUUCCUCAUAACAUUCACAAACCAAAAGUUAGUUUUGAGCGCAAUUAAGCUGUGUUUUCUGCUACAACGGAGGUGCUGACGUAUUCUCCCACAAUAAGGACUACUUUAUGAUAAACAACGAAUUCACAGGCAUUUUCAGCUGCGAAUAAGGCAUGCCAAGUUUACAUCCAGUUAUCGACAAGGGGUUUGUGGUGGAAAAUAACAAAGUUCUAACCGACUGCCCUAGCAGUCAGGGGUUUCUGCAGGCGUAAUUCCCACAGAAUCCCAAAUAUCUGAAAUCGGAGUCCCAGUUGUGAACCAUAGGUCUGCCCCGUCAGGCAGACCGAUCCUACCUAACCCUCACCGCUUACAAGAAGUCAAUCGAAUUAAAUCGCAAAUUCACGUGAGUCCCACAUUCACGGCGUGACUCACAUCCGUGUACGCGACGCGCCGUGCACACCACCUUACCAGUCGACAGACGGAGGUUGAAAAUACAGAGAGCAACCACUAGAACAACUGCCCCACAUACAAAUAACUUAAUUCUGUUUGCGCAGAAGGACACAGUCUCUGUGGGUUUUUGUGAAAACUUGCUGCACCGUCAUGUUGAUGUGAAAACGAAGUGAAACAGACUGUAACCAAGCCAGAGACGUGCCUUGACGGCCUGAUACAAGACAGGAUUCUGCACAGGUCACAAACUUCACAGGCUGCGACAUGGACAAAUUCAGUCCAUGUAAGCAGUGGGCUGAAAGAACGUAGUCCGUAUUUCCAAAUCACUGGGGAAAGUCGAAGAUACAAGUCUUUUGAAUACACCUGAAGGGUAUAUCAGUGUACCUUUUUAUGGCACCGUGGAGGCGUUCGUCAUAGCGCGCAAGAUAAAGACAAUGCUUCUUUACCGAUUCUUAGAAAAGAACUGUAACUCCUCUAUUCAUGAACAUUUCGAGUGGAAACCCGAAUUACCAAAAUAGCUUGGCAGCUGGCUCUAAACCUCUUCGCUCUUGUCCUAUAACAACGAAAGCUGACAUCACGACGCUUAGGGUUCGUUUUAACGACUAUGGUUGCGAGUGAGAGUCGAUCGGCGGAAAGACCAACCUUUUUCUUCGGACUUUUAACACACACACAAAACCCCACAUUCGGAGGACUACAAUGUCAAUGAGCAUUCUGAAAAACAGCAAUCAUCGGUGGUUGAACAGAAACAGGGAACAGUUUUACCAGUUGCACUACUAUAAACGAGAAUCCCCCAAGAAUAGAUCAGAAUCUCUAAGGUCCUCUGCAAGGGGCAAGCAUAAUAUACUUUAAGAAUUACUGGAAAUAUUUUUCGUAUGCAUUGGCGUGCUUUGGUAGACUUUUGAUGGUGUGCCGAUUUUUACUUGAAUAUAGCAUAUUUUUCACACUCCGUUGCAGUGUGCCGGAAGCUGUGGGUGCCGAUCUAAACUCCUCUACCUUCAGAAUGUCUUUCUGUUAAAACCGUAGAAACUCGCAAGGUCAGGAUUUAGCGUUGCCGUAUACUGAAAAAUGGUUCUUUAGAAGCGUCUAACAUAAAAAUGCGAAGAACAUACGACUUACGUCCUGCUGAAUGUUUCGUUCGCGGAAAACACAAUUUUUCAUGAGAUGUUCGAACGAAGCUAGCUUGCUAAAGCAUUUUUAACAAUCUAAAAGUACCUGAAUUUUAAAAAUGAACCAUCGGAAUGUCACCCCGUCAUAUUUUGUGGAUUUAUCUGGGGCACAUGGUUCCUUAACCUAUCCUUGAGUUGUAUUUCGUAAUUUGAAGUUUUUCGUUAACUGUAUCCUUAUGGAUUUCGAUUGUUGUCGGCUGAGACACCUGAUUAUUAAGUAUGACGCGUCACACCUUUGAAAGACAGUUCAAGGACAUUGCUGAUUCGACAAAAAAUUAGCCUUUCUUUCAACCGACGUUAUACCGAUGACAAAUGUGUGUUGUCAAAUGGCAUUUAGAGUGCAUGUCAGUGCAGUGAGCAAGGGCUAUGAGCUAUUGCGGUAAUUAAAGUCGCCAAUGAUUGCAACGUUCUGCUUACAUAGCAUUCUGCUGUGGAUCAGCAAUUGAACAAACAUAAACAGCAAAAAUGAAUACAGUGCUACUCAAAUGCCAGUUAGGGAGUUUUUUAACGACAGGCGUCAGAUUCCAUUUCGGACCCCCGAAAUCAUAAAAUGUGCUCGUAGGCUCCCGUCAGACGCCUCUGGUUGAAUCGACUAUCAACGAGGUCCCAGAGAUCGUCCUUAUAAAUAGCAGUAUUUAAGCCCCCAUGAAUACUAGGUUAAAAAAACAUGCAACUCCAGUUGAGGAUCACAGUUGCUAGCGUAUGGCGGCUUAAGGCAGAGUCAUAUAAAGUAUGGUAAGUAAGUCAGUUUCAAAUUCUAUUUUCAAAAGAAUAAACAACAUGGCUGAAGUCUUAAACAGUGAAGCUGGUGCAAAUAAGUUCUCAGGUUGAGGAGGGAAAGAACAUUUCGGAAAAAUAGAGUGUUCAAAGGCUUUCUCAAUGGUUGAAAUAUUUAGUUCAGUUGCAAUUGCCAAUUUUUUUCACAAGGCGACCUAUAAAGCACGCCAAAGGCCCUAACUAACGAUUUGCGGAAUGCAUACAUGUUUACCAGAAGCCCUUGCUAUAUUCUACAAGGCAGUAAUAUGCGAGUUUAUGUUGAUAUAAUUUCAUAAAACGCCAUACCGACAGGCAGUAAACCGGCUGAGACAAUUCUGCGUUGCGUGCUAUGCAUAUUUCUUGCCAACACGUUUUGUCUGCUUUUUCGACUUGUAUUUUGGCCACACAGCCCACAAGUUUACUCGAAGUAGCUGAAGACAGAACAGCAAUAAUUUGAUUGUCUUUAAGGAGGGUAAUAGGGAUCUGUUUGAAUUGAAACCGCGGUCAAUAGUAGAUGCCGGUGUCUGGUAAAAUGAUUUUCAUUAGUCGUGGACAGCGUAAUACCCACCGUUAACGAAAGGGUAAUGCAAUCUAAAGCUGUUUCGGUGGGAUUUGUUCCUCCGAUUACUCUGUCAGACAUUAUUUUGCGCGUAAGUUUGACUCACUUGUCCCAGGGAACUGAUGUUCUACCAAAACAAGUAAAAAGAGAGAAACCCUGGGACAGUCAUCGCUGAAACCUUCGUAAGCCCUUGCCACUGGCCCACAAAGGAUAGUCCAAAAGAUUUUGUUGUGUCUGCAGGAAUACCAAUAUGUGAGUAGAAUUGCUUGACUUUUAGUGAUAAUGUUCACUAUAUUAUGCCCUCCAACUCUUGUGCGCAGUAAUACACGUUGCAUCAGAAGGUCGAAUAUGUUCGUCUUCGUAUAAAUCUAAUAUUUUAAACGGACGGGACAAGAAAUGAAAGUAUAACUACGACAGUUAGAAACAUGUUUUCGUGCUAGUUAUCGCAUACUGAUUUGCCAAGUUUACUUACGAGAGUUGGGAUCAGUAGAAGCUGGAAUGCAGGCAUUUAGUAACCUAACGAGUGUGUUGUGUAGGCUUUCGUGUUUUGGUUUGAAAGACAUGAAGUUGGUUUUAAUUCUGGAUGUUCCUUUCUCAGACAUGUUCUCCUACCAGACGGAGGGCCUAGUCUUGAAUCACUAUUGUAGAAAAAAUCCUUCAUUUAAAAAAUGGAAAGGAAGCCACCUCAUCAUCCAUUAUGCGGACCGCACAACGCUUUGGGCAAAUUGUGACAGAACUGCUUGAAACCCAGUCGACUUUUACAAGUUAUAAAUCCAUUACGUGAGCCUAGUAGUCAUCUGGUGGAUUCUAGGUGAAUUACUUAGGAAAUCCUGCUUGGGCAGUCAACUUACUGUAUCAGAUUUGGUGGAUUCCAGACGUUGCAGUAGGUUGGGCGGGUAAUUUGACCCAAGUGUGAUAAAACUCGCGUCGUCCGGCGGGGCCUCGUAGCUCAGGUGGUUAGAGCGUUGGCUGUACUAAAGCCUUCCCCCUUACUGCGUGGGUUCGAAUCCCACCGAGGCGCCGAGUUUUUCACAGUUGGGUCAAUAUGAAUUAUUCAAAAUCUGCCAAAAUAUCAAUGAACUUUAUGUUUAUCAUUCCAGCAACUGUCACCCGCUUCAAAUGUGCAUCAUGGUUGUCAUAUCUGUGUCAUCGUCUCCAAUCAGAGGAAACUGUGUGUUCAGCAAGGUCUGUCUUCAAAGCUCAUACCUUCGCUAGAUAGCGUUUCAGGGCUCUGUAGGUCGUGCAGAGCUCUCUAGACUGAUCAAGCUACUCGUGUUUGUGAUAAAACCGCAAAUUUGCCUUUCAUUCACAAAAUAAAUUGUCUAGUUGAUCAGUUUAACCAUCAGCACCUAUCACCAGAUUAUUUGUUUUUGAGUAACCAGCUUAAAGACUAUUAUUACUAAGCAGACAAAACGGCCGCCAUUGUGGUCGUGUUCGGUGGCUGAUGUUCCUUUUUUAAAUGUCAUAAGGCCUUUGGUAGAAGAGUAGGCUGUUCAUAACAAACAGCUGGUUGAGCGGUUAAACCACCGAAGGCAGGGGAUACGGACAAGUAGGCAGACUCAGGAUUAUCUAACACCCUCUUCAGCCACAGCCACGCGAGACCAACGUCUGAGAUAGGAAACUCAUCCUGCACAUGUUGAUAUAUAGCAACUACUUACGCAUGAUUUUACAGUAAGUGACCUUAAUCAUGAAAUGUGUCAACAUUUACGAAUGAUUGCUAAUCAUUCGCAAACCGACACCAUUCCAUGAAUCCAAUGUCUAUGUUAAUUAUGUACAAGUUUAAAAGAAUUAAAAACACAAAAGAAGUAAUAAAAGCAGUGUUGCGAUGUUUAGAAAUGUCGAUUUAUUUUGAUGUGCGCAAUAUCCCAAAAACGUCAGAAAUGGCUCUAAUUUAUUAAACUUCGUUUUUAGAUGUAUAGAAUGUAUUCUCAUACCAAAAACGUAGUAAACAUGAAAGUAGAAAUAUGACAACGUCUAAUAAUAGUGUUUCAGUGAAGUUAACAUGUAAGUAUCGUUUAAUAAUUAGUGUGACUUCAUAGAUGACGGUUUGUCAACUGCCUACAUUCUGAGUGUAGAUUCCAAGACAGUUUUCCAGGGAUUCGUGUUAUCCUUGACUCGUUUGAGUUUAAUGAGGAGGGGUUCAACAAGAGAAACUGGAUUUUCCUUGCUUUCACCGAUGGGGACAUCGUAGGGACGAAUGUUUUCAUAAGGUGACAUGCUGUGAGGCCGGUCGGUGCCUAAUAAAUUUAAAUAGAACUGACAGGCGUGAUAGUGUCUAUAGAGACAACUUUUCUUUCGUUAAAUUAAUUUACGCUUUUCCUUCGUUUUGGAUUACGCUGAGUUUCAGAUCGGCCUCGAAAUGCUGUUGAAUACUUCCUAAUUUUCAGUCUUUUCACCCGAUCGUCCAUAAAUAUCGAUCCUGAAUUAUCUGUCUGUUAAGAACUUUAAAAAUAUGAUUAUUCUCGAAGGUAUUUACCGAAUUAUUGUGUUUGGGCGCUCCUUUUCACGAAGAUGGUCGUUUGAGCCACAUGUAAAAACUCAUUCACACAUUACACUUCCUUAUCGAGAAACGUGGCUGCCAACAACCAAAGUUAGCAAGGAAUAUGCAUUCGAUCAAUAACAAAGCUUUCCUUACCAAGUUACCUCUUUAGGAGGUGCCUUAAUACCGCACUCCGUUGACGUAUCUCUGUGUACUUUGAUUUUUGCACGCUGAGACCAAAUAAAAAUUUGACACUUUUGGCCGUUUCUCUUACGUUCUUUAACAGUGCUUAUUCUUUUCUACCGUAAACGGAUGAUCAUGUCUUCCUCUAUACAGCGGCGAUUUCCACUGUUUUUGCUCGCCUUUAGACUCCGUUCUUCGAUUAUGAGUACACGGCAGAGCGCCCAUAUAAAUACUGAUAUUUUUCUGAAACUGUUACUGUUUUGCUCGUUCUUUUUCCGAAUAAGAUGUGCGCAAAAGCUAAACUACACGACAAGUAGUGUUUUAUAUGUUCAAGACUGGAAAUGACCAUUCGGUGGUGGUCAUUUAUGUGACAUCAGGUAGAAUUUUCCAAACGGCAAAACAAUUUCAGCCCAUUUAAACGAAGGAAUCCCUAUCUGCGUUAUCACUGCGCUUUAGGGCACCUAAUCACACAGAUCUGCUAUUUCAACAUUUAGAAAUUGAUAGAAUUUCUGGUUUUUUUAAAAUAACCUUUGUGUUAGCAGGUUGAUAACCAUGGUUUACAUCAGACAUAAAAUAAAUUUUAAAGUUCAGCUAAAUCUGUGUAUUAAAGCUCUCGUAGGUAACUUACAAUCCUUCCCAUGAAAAUGCCGCUUAGAUGCGUAACCGGAGUCUAGGACAUGUAUUAGCAUAGGAAAUUGCACGACUAUAUUCCAACGUCCAUUUUCACCAAAAUUUACUGAUAUGUUUUUGAUAUAAUUACGCAAGCACAAGUUCUGCACAAGAAAAGGACAUUUCAUUGAAGGCUGUGGAUGAGUGAACAAAGUGCGCAACGUUAAAGACGUCCAGAAAUCCUCGCAUCAGUUUCCGUUACCAGAUUUCAUGAGAUAGGUCACGUACUGUAUGUAUGCUUCACAAUGAAAACAGUGGUUAUGUAUGAUGAAGCUUUUGAAAUCUACAAUCAGUGACCAGUUUUAUGAAACGUUAGGGGAAAUUCUGAAGAGCAUUUUCGACUAGGAAGGUUUAUAUAAGUGAGGUUGUAAUUUCGAUCACCUUGUGGCCUAUCCUCGCAAUACUUCCGACAAGGCGGGAUGUACUCUUUAGAACGCAUUCCUUUUCGGCAAGCUGCGAAAAUCGCAUUCGGUCACAUAAUGUAGGUUAUAAGGAGGAGAGUAAAAGCAAGUGAAUUUUCUAACAAUGUCCUUAGGAGUGUAUAUGGAUCAGCAUCGAACUAAGGUGGCGCACACCCGUAUCAUUCGACACUAGAGAACAAAGCGCUUUGGCCCUCCGCAGGCAUUAAUAACGAUUAUUCAUGUAUGUUUUGGCAGAUUUUUAAAUAAUUCAUAUUGACCCAGUUGUGAAAAAAUCGGCACCUCGGUGGGAUUCGAACACACGACAGUAAACCAAAGGCUUUAGUACAGCCAACACUAUCCAUCUGAGCUACGAGGCCCCGUCGGACGACGCGAGUUUAAUCACAUUUGGGUCGAGUUACCCGCCCAACCUACUGCAACAUCUGGAUCCACCAAAGCUGAUACAGUAAGUUGACUGCUCAAGCAGUUGGGUCAAUAUGGAUUAUACAAAAAAUCUGCCAAAACGUCUAUGAAUUACGCGAGCCUGGUAGUCAUCUGGUGGAUUCUGGGUGAAUUACUUAGAAAAUCCUGCUUGGGCAGUCAACUUACUGUAUCAGAUUUGGUGGAUCCCAGACGCUACAGUAGGUUGGGCGAGUAACUUGACUCAAAUGUUAUUAAACUCGCGUCGUCCGACGGGCCUCGUAGCUCAGGUGGUUAGAGUGUUGACUGUACUGAAGCCUUCCCCUUUCUGUCGUGGGUUCGAAUUCCACCGAUGCGCCGAGUAUUUCACAAUUGGGUCAAGAGGAAAAGAGAUUAUGCUGAAAAGCAGCUGGCAUGGAGGGAACAUCACAUCAGGAGAACGCAUAAAGACACCCGAAGGUAGUCCUGAAAUCAUGACAAGUACUCCCGUGUAAAGUGGGCGGGCGCUGCUUACAAGUUCGAUCCGCACUGGGUCAUGACUUUUCGUACGCAUAAAGUAUCAUGUUCUCAACGCCGGAAUGUAUCCACGUCAGAUAACUGUAAAGUUCUUUGGCGUGAUGCAAGUGUGUUAGAAAAAUCGGCGGUCAGAUAGGGCAAAAGUUCAGGAAAGAUAACCGGAUGGCGUAACGCCAGUAUUUUUGGUGACACCCAAUGCCAGGAAGAGUGAAAACGGUUUUGGUUGCAAAGUGUGACAUUACUACUUCCCCGGGUACUCCGUUCCGGACACCGCCAACUCUCCAUGUAUCGUCGAUGCCCGGAGGAGACUUCUUGGGAAAGUAAUAGUGACGGAUCCAACAAAUACUUCUAAAAGAAAACCGGACGUAUUGUUAGUCGAAGAAUACCCCUCAACCGAACAGGAAAGCUCUGUAUCACCAAACCAUUGUCUUACACAUAUCUACAGCUAAUGUGGAUGACUACUAUUUCCUAUUAGGCGUUCUUCAGCACAGCUGAUGGUGCCCGGAUUGCAGUCCCACACGUUUAAAAUAAUACUAUGCGAGCUGCAUGUGUUACUGACAACAUUGUAGUAGCGCUCGUAUAUUAACUCGAAUAUUGCAUGUCCCGAUUUCAAUAGAAUUUAAUACACUGAACUACAUUUGGUCGAGGCGGCUACGGAAGUUGUGGCAGUUACUCAUGUAAUCAGUUUCAUGCACCGGCCCAUUGACUGUGGUCUACCAAGUACUUUGUCACUUUGAAUAGAGCAACAAUCGCAUGCAGUUUAGUACAAAGAAUGAAGAAUCCCGAACGAUAAGGAUUUCAGCUGAUGCGUCCUGAAGUCACGCAAACGUCGAUUUAGGCCACUUCUCUGCAGCCUCCGACGCCGAUGGCUUGCGCAGUGAAUAGUAGAGAACGCCAGCUGCAAGAGAUUAUCAUCCGCCUUUCUUGUUUCUAAUAUUAAUCACAAUAGAAAUCGGUCUUGAAAAAAUGAUCCAGUUCAUCUUCGACCACAUAAAUCCUGCGGUUUGCGGACCGUGGGUUGAAAAUCCGACCUGCUAUCGUCUUUUCUAGGUUAUGCAAAUAAGUCUGCAUGCUUUGGCAUUACUUGUAACGUUUUUUGAUUGCGUAUUCUACAGUCAGACUCUCUUGGAAUAAUUUUACCUGUAAGCUCCAAAACUGGCGUGGGUUGGAAGUUAGAGAAUAAAUUUUAAAGCAAGAUAGGCUAAAUUAAUACAUGCAGAGGACAGAAAGAAACUCAGGCGAAGAACUGUACAAUUGUAUAAUUUGCAUACUAGAGACAAAUUUGCUAUAAGCCAUUUCUUCCUUUAAAUCCCUUCCCUCAAGUCGGGGCAUGUGGUCGAUGGAUUUGUUCGGGAAUUUCGCUGCGAAGACAAGGUACUGAAAUACUUCAGCAAGCACAUAAAGGAGGUGUGUGCUGAUCUCAAGGUCAGUCCCUGCGGAGCCAACAUUCUCCUCUCAUUGCCCCAAAGACUUUCGAUUGAAUACCGCGAACGUCUCACUGAGGUUAUCAUCGAGGGUCUUGGUGCCAAGUCCGUGUUUUACGUACGUCAACCUCUGUUGGCAGCCUACUCUUCGGGUUGCACCGGCUGCAUGAUCGUGGAUUCCGGCUACAUGAAUACUGGCAUUUUGGCAGUCAACGAUCUCCUUCCGAUGGAGGACAGCGAACGUGUUCUGCCCCUGGGCGGACGAAAUGUGGACCGAUACCUGCGGCAACUUUGUGGCCACUCUCUGGACUCCUAUGAUGAGGCAGAUCUAGAUCACAUCAAGAAGAACUACUGUUCGGUCGGCCCUGGUCAAAUUAAACCGAAGGCCCCGGAGGCGGGCAAACGUUCCGUCCUCAUGCCGGACGGUCAACGCCUAUUUCUUGGCUCAGAACUGGAAGCGGCGCCUGAACUUUUGUUUAAUCCCGCUCUAGCUGGUUUGCAGGACCUGAUGCCGAUUGAUCAGGCGGCAAUUCGUGCCGCGUUGGCGUUGGAUCAAAACAUAUCCUUCACCGUGCUCGAAACUGUUGUUUUGGCUGGCGGAAACACCAUGUUCCCAGGCACCAGUGAGAGGAUGAAACUCGGCAUAGCUACCCGAACAGUGCCGCGCAUAAACAAACAAGUGCGAUAUCACCCGAUGGGACCGCUGGCUGUGUGGGUCGGUGGUGCGGCUAUUGGCCUGACAAACACUUAUUCAAAGAUAUGUAUUAGGCAGGAGGACUACAAAGAGGUAGGGGCGAGCAUUGCCUCGCAAAGGUGGCUCUAG